This is a messenger RNA of Spinacia oleracea (spinach), 1215 nucleotides long. Its product is annotated as protein FAR-RED IMPAIRED RESPONSE 1-like. The record is from RefSeq and is a predicted model, not a curated record. The transcript has a single exon. NCBI's taxonomy places the organism in Eukaryota, Viridiplantae, Streptophyta, Magnoliopsida, Caryophyllales, Amaranthaceae. Bases 1 to 1215 code for a protein of 404 amino acids. Gene Ontology annotation, molecular function: zinc ion binding.
AUGCCUGAGAAAUUCGGCCGUCAGAUUACGCAAGAGACUGAGUUUCUUAAUAAAAUUUGUAAAUGUGUUUGGAGUGAAGAGAUUGAGCCAACAGAAUUUGAAGAGAAAUGGGGAAAGGUUCUUGCUGAGUUCAAGCUUCAAGACCAUGAGUGGUUGAAGCAGUUGUAUGAGAAGCGUCAAAUGUGGAUCCCAACAUACUUUAGAGAUUCGUUUCUAUGUGGUAUCACGAGGACUACAUCAAGGUCAGAGAGUGAGAACAAUUUUUAUACAAAGUUUACCAAUCCCCAUCCCACUCUAGUAGAGUUUUACAUGAGAUUUGAGAGUGCAUUGGAUGCUCAAAGACAUACUCAAGGUCAAUUUGACAAUGAUUCUAAACACAAGCAUCCAGAAUGUAAGACUUCCUUUGCAUUAGAGAAACAUGCUUCUAAAAUCUACACCGUUUCAGUCUUUUAUGAUUUUCAAGAGGAGCUCGAGAUUGGUUGCUUUCAAUGUGGACUUGAGGAGUACAAGAAAGAAAAUGGGUUUGAAAUCUUUACCAUUAGAGAAGGAUGUAGAAUAAGAAAGUUCGAUGUUAGUUUUAACCCGGCUAACCUAGAUAGUAAGUGUAUGUGCAAGAUGUUUGAGAGGUUAGGGAUUCCUUGUAGGCACAUGGUUUGGGUGUGGAAGGCAAAGAUGAUUGAGUAUAUUCCUGAUGCUUAUGUGCUAAAUAGGUGGACUACUUUGGCAACUAAAAAGCCAAUUUUUGAUUUAGAAGGAAAUAUCUUGGAGGCAUGUGUUAACUUUGUUGAUUGUAAAAGAAUGUUAAAUGAGUUAUGGUCAGAAAUUCACACAUGUGUGAGUUUGGCUCAGAGUAGUGAAGAAGAUCUUACUGAUCUUGUGAAGAAUUUAAAAGGUUUAAGGUUAAACUUGGAAGCUAAGAAGAGUUCUAACAAUCAUGAAAACAAUGGUUCUCCUAGCAAAGCAACAGACAUCAAGCUACUGAUUGGAGCUACCCUUCCUACUGAAAUUGUGGUUAAGCCGCCUAAAAUUUCAAAGAACAAAGACACGGGGGUUCAUGUUCCAGGUACAGGUAGUGACAAACGAUUGAAAGGUGACAAGGAAAAGGCAAUUGAGCAAUGCCAAAAGAAGAAAAGGUUAUGUAGAGGUUGUGGAGAGCUUGGUUACCAUGAUAUCCGGAAUUGCCCACAUAAAGUGAAAGAAAAUUGUAAGUUAUAA